Molecule: messenger RNA, 2537 nt
Organism: Sciurus carolinensis (gray squirrel)
Lineage: Eukaryota; Metazoa; Chordata; Mammalia; Rodentia; Sciuridae
Gene: Hapln2
Product: hyaluronan and proteoglycan link protein 2
Exons: 7
Coding region: 675-1697 (340 amino acids)
Biological process (GO): cell adhesion
Molecular function (GO): hyaluronic acid binding
Source: RefSeq, a predicted model, not a curated record
CAGAGACAAUGGGAAAUUGUGCUUCCGAUGGGGUGGGAACAGAGAAGGAAAGGACAGACAGACGGACAGAUGGGGAGGACAGAGCUGGACAGAAGGGAGGCAACUGAGCUUGACUGCUAUGGACCUGUGAGCUGCAUCCGGUGUUCAUUCCCAUCCCCAUCGGCCCAACACCUUCACACGCCCAUUGGUCAAUCCACCCGCUUCUGGUUCAAGAGCUUUUAGAAGAAACAAGGCACCUGCUUUCUGUGCUCCUCCAGGUAACCAUUUCUGGGCUGCCCCCUUUACUCCAUCGUCCUUCCUGGAUUCCCACCCCUCAUCCCAAGCCCAUCAUCUUCUCCUGGUCCCAGGAUGGUGAGCUCCACAGAUAAAGGGACAGGGCUGGGAUUCAGGACACUUAGCCAGGCUUAGUGGACUGAUGGUUGAGAGAAGCUUCCAGCACUCUGACUUCUUUGAGCACAGGGAAGAAGCCUUUCUCAAAAGUAUAAAGAGAGUAACCACAUUGAUCAAGUGUUCAAGCCCUGGGGCUUUAAGGUGCUUGGACUUCCAGAGAGACCCAGAAACAUCUUUACCAGGACCUACUUGACUUCCUUAAGCAGGACAGAGAGCGGCUAAGUGUUGCUCCCUUCAUCUCUGGGAAGAGACCAGCUUCUAACAGACAGUGCUGAGUCCCCAUCAUGCCAGGUGGCCUCACCCUUCCUGCACUGUGCCUAUUACUUCUCCCUUGGGCCUUUGCCAUCUUCCACAAAGCCCUGGGGGACCCAGCAUCCCACCCGGGCCCCCACUACCUCCUGCCCCCCAUCCACGAGGUCAUUCACUCUCGUCGUGGGGCCACGGCCACGCUACCCUGCGUCCUCGGCGCCUCGCCUCCCAGUUACAAGGUACGCUGGAGCAAAGUAGAGCCGGGGGAGCUCCGGGAAACACUGAUCCUCAUCACCAACGGACUGCACGCCCGGGGCUAUGGACCUCUGGGAGGGCGCGCCAGGAUGCGUAGGGGUCAUCGGCUGGACGCCUCCCUGAUCAUCGAGGGCGUGCGCCUGGAGGACGAGGGCCGGUACCGCUGCGAGCUCGUCAACGGCAUCGAGGACGAGAGCGUGGCGCUGACCUUGCGCCUGGAGGGUGUGGUAUUUCCGUACCAACCCAUUCGAGGCCGGUACCAGUUCAAUUACUACGAGGCGAAGCAAGCGUGUGAGGAGCAAGACGGACGCCUGGCCACUUACGGUCAACUGUACCAGGCGUGGACUGAGGGGCUGGACUGGUGUAACGCGGGCUGGCUGCUGGAGGGCUCCGUGCGCUACCCCGUGCUUACCGCGCGCGCUCCGUGCGGCGGCCGAGGGCGGCCAGGGAUCCGCAGCUACGGACCGCGCGACCGGAAGCGCGACCGCUACGACGCCUUCUGCUUCACCUCAGCACUGGCCGGCCAGGUGUUCUUCGUGCCUGGGCGACUGACGCUGUCUGAAGCCCACGCGGCGUGCCGGCGGCGUGGAGCGGUGGUGGCCAAGGUCGGGCACCUCUACGCCGCCUGGAAAUUCUCCGGGCUGGACCAAUGCGACGGCGGCUGGCUGGCUGACGGCAGCGUGCGCUUCCCCAUCACCACGCCGCGGCCGCGCUGCGGGGGCCUCCCGGAUCCCGGGGUGCGCAGCUUUGGGUUUCCCAGACCACAGCAGGCGGCCUAUGGGACUUAUUGCUACGCGGAGUAGGGGCCCAUCGCACCCCAUCAGCGCGCGUGACGAAGCUUAGGAGUGGUGGCAGGGUCUAUCGUCGCCCUUUCCCGUGAGCCUCCCCUCAUGCCAGACGUGGAGCGGCCUCUCCAGAUCUGCCUUCCCAGCUCGGGGCUGCGGGCCACGGACUCCGGCUGGCCCAACUUUGGGGAGCGGAGGUGGUGGCGGCUGGGUAUGCAUACGACCCUUGGACCCAUCAAUCGCAGACCCGCGGGGUUCCCAUCCCCCUAGCAGAGAACGCAGACGCACACAGAGGGCGGGAGAGGUGCCCCGCUCGAGGCCCGGAGGAAUUAACUGACCUCUGGUACAGCAAUAAAAUAACGUGGGAACCUUCUGUGAUGAGGCUGUAAAUCUUGGAAGCGCAGGGGUAUGUGCGUGCGAGGGGAAUGACCCUGGACUCAGCGUGCAGACUGCGCGCCUAAGAAGAUAGGGUUGGAGGAGGGAAUUUACUGCCUCUAUAGGAUGCGUUAUCAGAGGACAGAGCAUUGCGACAAAAGGGCACCCACAGACCAAGGGAGAGAGCCGGAAAGUCGCUUGACCCAGGCGGAGAACCCAGACAGUUAUUACACCAGGUGCCACACGAGGGCGCCGCACACUCACCUAGAAUUACUGUAGUCUCAUCUGUUAGGAGCGCAGCAUAACCCGAGGCCUACCCUCUGGGCCCUGGAGAACAAAUGCGCGAUGGACUUAAACAUAUUUCAAAAUGUGUUUACAUCCUGACAGUCUCCCGAAGCACUUUCAGGGACUACUGUGAAACACAGGAAAGUUAGGGGGCUGGGGUUAUUGCUCAGUGGUAGAGCGCUUGCCUGGCACGUGUAA